Molecule: messenger RNA, 3544 nt
Organism: Apis cerana (Asiatic honeybee)
Lineage: Eukaryota; Metazoa; Arthropoda; Insecta; Hymenoptera; Apidae
Gene: trpl
Product: transient receptor potential-like
Biological process (GO): regulation of cytosolic calcium ion concentration; calcium ion transmembrane transport
Cellular component (GO): cation channel complex; plasma membrane
Molecular function (GO): inositol 1,4,5 trisphosphate binding; protein binding; store-operated calcium channel activity
Source: RefSeq, a predicted model, not a curated record
AUUCAAUUUCCAUCAUCCGGUAUAUAAACGAAACCAGCACUCGACCCAUCGUUUGUCUGCAGACUUGGAUAAUUUCUUCUUCGUCACAAAUAGAUUCCUGUGCGUGAAAAAAUAUUUCAGUGUUCCUUAUUAAUGUGGUGAAAAAUAAUAAUAAAAUCGAAUCAAAUUUAUCCAAAUUUAAUAUAUAGAAAUAACAGGAAUAUAAUCGAUAAAGGAUAUAUCGACCUCUAAACAUCUUUUUUAAACCGUAGUCCACAAUGGGCUGCGAAAAGACAGAGAAAGAAGUAGAAGCUCCUCCAACCGAGGAAAACACCUAUAUGAUUCACCUUCCAAAAUCACUCAAUAUAGAAGAGAAAAAAUAUUUAUUAGCAGUAGAACGUGGUGAUUUGGUAAAUGUUAAAAGAUUCAUCCAAUAUGCCAACAAAACCCACGGUAAGUCAAUGGACGUCAAUUGCGUGGACAGUUUGGGCCGUGGUGCGUUGUGCUUGUCAAUCGAUUCAGAAAAUCUAGAAAUGGUAAAAUUAUUAGUAGUAAUGGGUAUCGAGACGAAGGAUGCCCUUCUUCGAGCUAUUGAUCAAGAAUUUGUAGAAGCUGUUGAGUUUUUGCUCGAACACGAAGAAUUAUUAACCGCCAAUUCGGUGGAAAAUAAUUCUGAGAAAGAAGUGAUCCACAGUUGGCAAAAGAUCGAUCCAGCCUCCGCUAGGUAUCCACCGGAAAUUACACCAUUGAUUUUAGCGGCACAGCGGAACAAUUACGAGAUUUUGAAAUUGUUACUAGAUCGUGGUGCCACUCUUCCUAUGCCACACGAUAUCAGAUGCGGAUGUGCCGACUGUCUACGAUCAACCAUUGGAGAUCCUUUGAGAAUUUCGUCCACUAGAGUUUCUGAAUAUAAAGCAUUGGCAAGUCCAAGUUUGAUAGCUCUUAGCUCGGCAGAUCCUUUGCUGACAGCUUUUCAAUUGAGCUGGGAACUUCGAGAAUUGACGAUUGCCGAACCGGAAAGUAGAGGCGAAUACUUGAAAUUGCGACGUCAGGUAGAAAGAUUCGCCGUUGAUCUUCUGCAACAAGUGAGAACCACUACGGAGUUGCACACGAUUCUCAACUACGAUCCCGAGGACGAUGCCAACUUGCCCCCGAAGCAGCUGGCCAGAUUAGAAUUGGCCAUACAAUAUAAGCAGAAAACUUUCGUCGCCCAUUCCCACGUGCAGCAACUGUUGGCAGCGAUCUGGUAUGAUGGUCUACCUGGAUUUAGACGUAUGAGCACAGGAAAAAGAUGUGGAAUUCUUGCGAAAACAGCUUUAAUGUUUCCAUUCUAUUGCAUAAUGUAUUUAAUAGCACCAGAGUCGAAAAUCGGACAAUUAAUGCGUAAACCGUUCGUUAAAUUUCUUGUUCACGCCUCUUCGUAUCUAUUCUUCUUAUUUAUUCUAAUGUUGGUAUCUCAACGCGCGGAAAUAGAAAUAGUAAAAUUAUUCGGCAGCGACGAGACAAUAAAAAGUAUGGAUAUAGAAUUAACGAAGCAAAGAGGGGCAGCACCAUCGCUUUUGGAAUGUAUUGUCAUUCUUUAUGUUAUUGGAUUUAUUUGGCAAGAAAUGAGAGAGGCUUACAUAGACGGAUUAAAGGGAUAUCUACGGGACAUGUGGAAUUUCAUCGACUUCACUAGAAAUUUUCUCUACAUCGCGACUGCGAUUCUUCGAUUAGUCGCGUAUCUUCAACAAAAAGCAGAGAUUAGAGACAAUCCUUCAGCAGCUCUGAUCCCAAGAGAGAAUUGGAGCGAUUUCGAUCCUCAGUUAAUCGCCGAAGGCUUGUUUGCAGCCGCCAAUAUCAACAGUGCCCUGAAAUUGAUCCAUUUGUUCAGUAUUAAUCCUCACUUGGGGCCUCUUCAGAUAUCUCUAGGAAGAAUGGUGAUAGACAUUGUUAAGUUCUUUUUCAUCUACACGUUGGUACUUUUCGCGUUCGCUUGUGGCCUGAAUCAAUUGCUCUGGUACUUUGCCGAAUUGGAAAGACAAAAGUGCUACGUUGAUUUUGCUGAUCCAUCUUGGGACCCCGCGAGUGACAAUUGUUUAAGAUGGAGAAGAUUCAGCAAUCUCUUCGAGUCCUGUCAAAGUUUAUUUUGGGCCAGUUUUGGCGGGAUUGGUAUAGAAAGUUUCGAACUCACAGGAAUCAAGAGCUAUACUCGAUUCUGGGGCCUGCUGAUGUUUGGUUCUUAUUCCGUGAUCAAUGUGAUCGUCCUUCUGAAUCUUCUCAUCGCCAUGAUGAGCAACAGCUAUGCUGUCAUCGAGGAACGAGCAGACAAAGAAUGGAAAUUCGCGAGGACGAAGCUGUGGAUGAGCUAUUUCGAGGACAGUGGCACGCUUCCGCCUCCAUUCAACAUUAUCCCUCCCCCAAAACUGUUUCUCAGGUUAUGCGGCCUGCGAAAGAUCACCAGGAAGAUGAGCGAUUGCAAACGAGCACGCGAUUCCAAAUACGGAACCGUGAUGAGAGCGCUGAUAUGGAGGUACAUCGUGAACACUCAUUCUGAACAUGAGAUGAAUCCGGUGACCGAGGAUGACGUGCACGAGCUUAAGUCGGAUCUAUCCUCGUGGAGAUGCGAAUUGUUGGAGAUCUUGAGAAGGAACGGGAUGGAUAUUGCAAGUGCUGACACGAAAGAGAGAACUAUUCUUGGCAAGAAGAUGAAGGUCUGGGAAAGAAGGUUAAUGAAGGAUUUCCAAGUAGCAGUUCCGCUUUCUUUAGACGAGGAUCAAAUGGAAUCUUUUCAGCAACCGAAUGAAGAGGAAGACAACAUCACCAAAUGGAAAAGGAUCGCAAAAUUAGCCGUAUUACAAUCGGCCAAUCAUCGUUGGAAUCAGGUACUGGACAGCGCCGUGAAAAGUUCACAAAUUGGGAAAAGUACUAGUAAGUCGUCUAUUCAAAAUCAGAUAAGCUUGAAGAAAGCUAUGGAAGAGGCGCAAAAAUUGAGCAAUAAGAGUACUUUGCCACCUGUAUCGCUUGCUGUGAAACUUCCUGAGACUACUGCUUCCACGAUUCUUUAUGUUCUCCAUGAUACCGUCGACGAAACUGAUGAUAAAUCUGAAAUGGUGCAAGAAACUUCGAAAAAGAUAAUUAAUGUAACGACAGAUUCCAAAGAAAAAUCGAAACCUGUAAUGUCAAUGGACUAUAUCGAUGAGAAAUCUGCUAAAAUUGUACCACCGCAACAAUUCAAAAGGAAACCUUUGAGCAAUUCAACGACGUAUCAACAACCGCCUGAAAUGUUAUCUUCUCAUUCUACGAAUACUUUCAAAUACACGUCAAGUUCUCCAAUAAAAAAAUCUGGUACAGAAUCAACAUUGUCUACUCAUAUAGAAGAAAUUCCUAAAACAUUGAAAUCACGAUUAAAACCCACAUUAAGUCCUAAAAAAAAUAUAAAUAUGCCGGAGGAUAAGGAAAAAUUGGUAAACGUUAUGCCUAGAUCGCCACGGGGGCCAAGUAAAUCACCUCGAAAAGGAGGUUGGUUGUAAAAUAUUGAAUAAAAGUAAAUAAAAUGUGUAAUUUAUGAGAUUUGAUUUAAAAA